CUUAGUUUUUGUGUGAUGGAGAAAGCACCCACCCAAGAAGAAAAUAACAUUUACUCUUUCUCUUCCCUCUUCCUUUUGCUGGUCUCUGUGUGUGAAACAUUGAAAAAUCUUUUGCUUAUCAACAACAGUGUGAGUGUGUGGUGCUUGAUAUUCACAAAGGAUUUGUUGUUAUUUGUGGUUAAGGUCUCUCCACAUCUUCUUGCUAUGGACUGUAACUUGAGAUCUCCGUUGGUGUGGGACUGGGAGAAUCUGAUCAUCUCCAAUCCUUCAAAGACUGAACAUGACAAAAAGCAGCUUACUAAUACUACUGCUAGUGAGUGGGAAAUUGAAUCUUUAUUUCCCUGUUUCGAUGGCCUCCAGAGAGUUAGUAAUGACUCUACCACCACCACCAGUUUCUGGCACAACACUGCUGUAUCAAAAAGCUCAGAGUCGAUCUCUGCCAACUCAGCAUCUUCAUCUCCCAUUACCAGACAAACCAAGCCUGCAUCAGAAAGUUCCCCUUGCAGCAACAUAGAUUUUGUCCAGGUGAAGACAUCCUCCGCUGCUCUCGAGGUACCUGCUGAAUCAUCAGACCUUUGUUUAAAACUUGGAAAGCCGACAUACUCUGGUAGAGACAGUAAUGACGUUUCUACCAAGCUGUUGGCUCCUUGUCGAAAGAAAUCAAAAUCGUGUGGUCAGAGCAGCAGCAUGCAAGUCCCUCGUUGCCAAGUUGAUGGAUGUGAACUUGAUCUCUCAUCUGCUAAGGAUUAUCAUCGCAAGCAUAGAGUCUGCGAAACCCAUUCAAAGUGCCCCAAAGUUACUGUGAGUGGCGUGGAACGUCGGUUCUGCCAACAGUGUAGCAGGUUACAUGCCGUCUCUGAGUUUGAUGGGAAGAAACGAAGCUGCCGCAAACGUCUUUCUCAUCAUAAUGCUAGGCGUCGCAAGUCACAAGGAGUUUUUCCAUUGAAUCCAGAGAGGGUCGUGUAUGAUCAAAAGUUUGCAUGGGGUACCACUUAUGAUACAAAGCCUACACAGAUGGAAACUGGCUUUACCCUGAGCUUCCAGAGAGGCAAUGGCUCUGAGGAGGAGCAGUUGUUUGCUAGUACCAAUCACCCUUUAUCUGCGUAUCAAACCUCAGCAGGGAAGAACAAGUUUCAUCUUGAUGUGGGAGAAUACUCAGGAGUGCUCCAUCAAUCUCACCGUGCUUUCUCUCUUCUGUCAACUUCUUCUGCUCCCCUGGUUCACCCACAUGCACAGCCACUCUCUUUACUUUUUUCAUUUGAUGGUUUACCAAAAUAGGUGAGUAAGUAAUGUGAUAUCUGUAAAAUCAGUUAGCUUCAGUUAGUGGAUACUAAUCCAAACCUAUCAGCACAGCUGCCUCCUCCAUUUGUAUGCCGACUUUGGCUGCUUUGUUAUCUUUAUCCUUGUUUUGUUACUGACUAGUAAACAAUGUUAAUUGUUAACAAAAACAGUAAACAGUGAAUAUAGAUUGUGUAUGAUAUAAUGCCACUGGACUCUGCAAGGUUCUGUC
Raphanus sativus (radish) is the source of this 1510-nucleotide messenger RNA. RefSeq names its product squamosa promoter-binding-like protein 11. Gene Ontology annotation, molecular function: DNA binding. Gene Ontology annotation, cellular component: nucleus. The transcript is spliced from 5 exons. NCBI's taxonomy places the organism in Eukaryota, Viridiplantae, Streptophyta, Magnoliopsida, Brassicales, Brassicaceae. The coding region runs from base 16 to 1278 and encodes 420 amino acids. The record is from RefSeq and is a predicted model, not a curated record.